GAAUGUAUGAUGGAGGAACUAGAGUAUACACAAUUGGGAGAAUCGCUGGUUUCAUUCAAAGGCACUGUGUUUAUCUCUAAAUACCUUCACGGUGGCAUACCUGUGGGACUCAACUACGUGGACAAUUUGAAGAGCUUUCAAAUCAGAGACGAUGAUGUGUUUCUUGUCUCCUUUCCCAAGUCUGGCACCACCUGGAUGCAGUACAUACUCUACAUCCUUUAUGAGGACAGUCAUCCUGAGUCGGAAGACAAUGCAAUACACAACAUUGUGCCUCAUCUUGAGUAUAGAAGCUCAGACUAUAAAUACCGCAGGGAGGCCUCUCGGCUGGUCGCCACUCACCUGCCACAGCAUAUGACCCCACAAGGUCUCCAGAACAACAAAGGCAAAGUCAUUUAUGUUAUGAGGAAUCCCAAAGAUGUUUUAGUGUCAUUCAUUCACUUCUCAAAAGUGGCAAAAGCAUUGGACGAUGUCUCAAACAUAGAUGAGUACUUCGAAGACUUCCUCCUUGGUAAAGUGUUUGGUGGAAGCUGGUUCGAUCACGUGAAGGGCUGGUUUGAGAACAAAAACAAAUACAACAUCCUCUUUCUCAGCUACGAGGAGAUGAAAAUGGACCUGAGAUCCGUGGUGGAGAGGGUCGCUGAGUUUGUAGGGAAGACGCUAACCGAUGAAGACAUUGACAAGGUUGUGGACAGGGCCACUUUCAAGAACAUGAAAAAUGACCCUUUAGCCAACUAUGAGCGAUCUGAUAUGGACCUGGUGUUGGACAGGAAUAAAGGGAAAAUGCUGCGGAAGGGCACCAUCGGAGACUGGAAGAACACCCUGACGGUGGCCCAGAGUGAACGCUUCGACCAGGUCUACCAGGAAAGGAUGAAGGGCAUUCCCCUACACUUCAUCUGGGACAUUAAGGACAUACAGGGAUGAACUGUUUAGUGUGGAGUACCAACAUGUACAUGCACGCGUACGCACACACACACACACACACACUCAGCAUAUGUAGAGCCUCCCUCUACCCUUGAUUUGAGGCAGUGGCUUACUUAGGGUGGCUUACUGAUACUUGCAAAAAUAAAGGCACACCAAUGUAAUAAAAGAUACUACGCAGACACAAACACAUACAACACAGGUGAAAGGGAAAAUGAAAUAGGCACUUUGAAUAUUGCAACACCUAUACACACUGUUGCCUUUGUCUUACAAAGUAACAGUUUGUUUGGAUGCAAUACACUGAAAUAUCUUUCUGCAUUUCAAAAUAUGUGGAAUUGCAUCAGUAAGAAUAGUUCAGCUCGCCCUUACAAUCUGUAUAAAUACAGACACAACACCAAACAGACAAAAACAAGUCUAGCCACAUUAAAAAGCACACCAAUUACAUAUUUACUAUAGUUGGCCUAUGUGUUAAAGCCUUAAUGGGAGAUCAAAGGCAAAACCUGCUGCAAAGAUACACAGUAGAUAUGUCGGGCUAUUCCGUCAUUUUAUUUUUGUUACCGGGCUCAUACGAGAGAAGACUGCUACGCAGGAGAGCGUUUCUCAGAAGCGUAUACGUUGUUAGCCAGUUAGCAAUUUAGGUAGUUGCCAAUGGGAAAUUGCAUAGCAAACAACAAAGUAGGUAAUGUAGUCAACAACUAGGUUUCGAGAAAUUCCCUGAGAAUUGGGGGAAAAAGUUCAUAGUGGAGAUGGUGCACAACAUGUAAUAAGCCUUCAAACAGCCUUUUAUUGAAGAAUGUUAAAGGUACAUUGUGUAAGAUUUUCAGUUAGGCUAUUUAUUUCCAGAAUUCAUGCUACCCGUUCACUAAUGUUACCUUUUUCAUGAAUACUUACCACCACAAUCAAAUUCUAAGUAUUCAUUAUGACUGGAAAAAUUGCACUUUUCAUACAUGAAAAGGAUUAUUCUCCAGGUUCGACAUUUUGAAUUUCCAGAAAUAACCAUUUUUAACUGCGAAAAAUGACUUUACUUGGGCCAUACUAGAAAAUACUUUUCAUGAAAAGAUCAAAUUUGGCAAUAGGCAACACAGUUUCAAUGAGCAGCAUAGUUGCAUUACCUUUUUUGACCAUUUCCUGCACAGUGUACCUUUAAGCAUUUUGGAGAAUUGGUCCCCUUUGCAGUGCUGAUUUACUGGGACUAAAAAUGGUCUACGUCAUUUGCCUGACAUUUUACCCAAAACCCGAAAAAUAUAUUUAUAUAUUUGAAGAGCUCUUUUCCAAAACGCUAUAUCCACCAUUUUUUGACUUUUUGCAUUUUAAUAUUGGAAUUGGAAUUGGAAUUCAAAUGUUUUCAGAACAUACUUUUUAAACCUCUAUAAAAUGCAUUUUGCAAUGCAAUUCAAUGGAAUGCCCAAUACAAAAAUGUCAAUUUCCCAACAUUCUAUAAAAUGGAUAUAUCUCAUUUUGGAAAAGAGCUCUUCAUUUUACAUUUUACAGUGGUGGCCAGGGUUGGAAUGCCCUCAAUGACAUCAGAACUCUGCGAUGUAUAUCUGUGUGAUUUCUCAUUCAUCCCACACAGGUCGUAGUACUUAUGGUGUUCCAAAUGUGUGGGGUUUUUUUUUAAAUGUACAUUUUGAAAUCAAUGUUGCAAAUGGGAUAAUUGUCUGAAUGUUAACACCCAUAACCAAUUUGAUAUAACUGUGGCUUAGUGGUUCAGAUCCUGGCGCCCCAUCAUUGGGAAACCCUGUGCUGAAGAAGAUAUAACUAACUCUGAAAUUGUCUUCAAACCUCCCCCCAAAAAGUCCAGAUUGGCCUGCUUAGUUUCUUUCACCAAGCAAACUGCUGAACUCAUGCUGAAGACAACAAGGCACUCUUUGCACUCCCCCCACCCCCCCUCUUUUUU
Messenger RNA from Engraulis encrasicolus (European anchovy), 2815 nucleotides. Its product is annotated as amine sulfotransferase-like. The transcript has 6 exons. Gene Ontology annotation, cellular component: cytoplasm. NCBI's taxonomy places the organism in Eukaryota, Metazoa, Chordata, Actinopteri, Clupeiformes, Engraulidae. Gene Ontology annotation, molecular function: sulfotransferase activity. Gene Ontology annotation, biological process: sulfation. The record is from RefSeq and is a predicted model, not a curated record. The coding region runs from base 7 to 921 and encodes 304 amino acids.